AUGAAUACAUCAACGCCUCAAAUGCCGCACUUUAGCAACGUAGUGCAACCUUACCUCGAAAACGGAGACAGGGAUUACUUGGCGCAGGUUUUACAACACUGGAGUCCCGCAAUCGACACAAGCCACCACAUCGGUGAGGCCCUACACGAAGCCAUAUUGCAAAAUGACGAGACUGCAGUCCGGAUGAUACUUGAUGCUGGCGGGGACCCAAAUGUGCAACAGAACGGUGAUCCCGUCGGUCCCAACGGACGCUUCUACCCUAGCAAAAGACCCAAUCUCUCCUGUCUUCAGGUGGCUGCUCGAAAUGGCCAUGUGGAAUUGGUAGCCUACUUACUGGACGUAUGGAACGGCUGGACUGACGAUGAGAAGCACCGGGCGGUAUAUGACGCUGCGUCGUCAUGGUGUGAUGACGUUGUGGCUUUGUUGUUAGCCAAGGUUGACUGCCCUCCCGAUAUCGUCCAAGGUGCUCUUGAAGAGGUGGUCAGAAGGAAGUUGAUCCUACCUGAGGAUCCCAUGAAGCCACCUCCUAGAGCGGAGGACUACGUGUACCAACAGCGCGUAGUUCAUCGACUCAUCGAUGCUGGUGCAAACCCAGACACAACGAACGGACGACCGCCCAACCAGCCUCUACUCCACACGGCCUGCCUAUCAGUCGGUUGCAUUGGCGCCAUAAGAGGGCUUUUGGAGAAGGGAGGAAAUGCCAAUGCUCAAGACGCACGCGGCCGGAGCGCCCUCCAGUGUCUGGUGAGCAGACCGCCCAUAUCGACUGACGCGGUACGGAUCCUUUUGCAGCACGGCGCAUUGAUCGAGAUGACUGGUGAAGCUGGAGAGACACUUUUGCACCGCGUCGCACAAAUUGGAACCGUUGAGCAGUUAAAUCUGUUUGUCUCGUACUCUGAUGAUCCAGACACCGCCAUUCGGUCGGUUACACUACACGGCGAAUCACUUCUACAUUACGCUGCAGCCGGAGGGCGAGAAGACGUGGUCGACUUCCUGCUCACUCGUGGUCUGGACGUCAAUUUAGCUACUAGCAACGGCUGGACGCCAUUGCUAUGCGCUCUAUCCCCGACGAAUGCAAAGAGGCAACAGAUUUUGUACCGCCUAGCAAACACCCUACUUCAGCGGGGUGCCAAUGCCCACGUCGUGACGGCCGAAGGAUGGACCCCGCUUCACGCUUUGGCAACGUGGCCUACCCCUUUCUCAGCCCGGGACCAAGAGGCGAGGAAAGCGGCUGCGCCGCUUGUCCAAGAGCUCAUCUCGGGCGGCGGGCCCGUUGAUACCGAAUCGAUCGUUAUCCAGAGCCCGUCUCUUGCCCCAAACAAGCUGCGGGAUGUAUGGGGGUUCCGCAUGCAGAAGUUCGUUGAGGAUCUUGCCAUACCGAUACGGGAUCUGGAGGGCAUGAGCGCCGAUACUACACCGCUAAUGUGGGCGAUGCGAAGCAAUGCGAUAGAUAUCUUUGAGAUGAUCAGGGCGCAUCUGGACUCAACCAGAGGCGAUGGAGGCAACUAG
This is a messenger RNA of Colletotrichum higginsianum IMI 349063, 1509 nucleotides long. Its product is annotated as Ankyrin repeat protein. The transcript is spliced from 2 exons. The coding region runs from base 1 to 1509 and encodes 502 amino acids. The record is from RefSeq and is a predicted model, not a curated record. Gene Ontology annotation, molecular function: protein binding. Lineage: Eukaryota; Fungi; Ascomycota; Sordariomycetes; Glomerellales; Glomerellaceae.